GCAGCACAGUCAUCAGCAACCAAGAUGCACUGAAUCAAUCGUGUGGGGGGUUGGGGUGUGGGGUGUCGCUUGUCCAUUCUUCGUCUUGACAUCGAUCGCACCAGGAGCAGUCAGCAGUGAGCAGUCAGCAGUCAGCAGCAGCUAUCAUGUCAUUUCAGGAACUGUUGGCGAGGCAGAGGCAGCGCGCGUCGGAGCUGAGGCCGUACUUGUAUGUGGGCAGCGCACGAGAGGCAAGCGACCUGGAGUACCUGCAGAUGCACGGCUUCACACACAUCCUGAAUGUGGCGAACGACGUCCCAAACUACCACACACAGCACUUCACCUACUGCCACCUUCCCGUCGCCGACUUUGGCCAGGACGAGGGCAUCUCUCGCAUCUUUGCACAGGCCAAGGCAUUCGUCGAGGAAGCACGCGCAGCCAGCACAGCCACGACCGAAGGCGAUGGCAAAGGAGAGGAAGCAGGGGAAGACGCCGAUGAUGACAAAGGUGAUGAUGACACUGCAGAUGAUGGUGAGGCAAGCGGCAACAAUGGUGAUGGAAGCGACAACACUGGUGGCGUUGCUGAUGCUGGCGACGUACGCCAACCAAGCGGCGCAAGAAGGUCGCAGGCAAAAGUGCUGGUGCACUGCGCCGCUGGGUGUAACCGCAGCGUCACCGUGUGCGUGGCAUUGCUGAUGAUGCUGGAGAACAUGACGCUGCGGGAGGCGUUUGCGCACGUGAAGAAGCAGCGUCCGGGCGUGUGGCCCAUGAAGGACAACCGGCAGCAGCUGCUCGCCUUUGAACGCAAGCUCACGGGCACCAACACCAUCACUGAGGAGCAGUUCAGCGGCAACCCACGCAAGCUCUCCUGGCUCAGAGGCAUGCUCAGCUAGCAUGUACUUGUGUGUGUGUGUGUGUGCGUGUGAAUGUUCUUGUGUGUGUGUGUGUGUGUGCGCGCGCGCGCGCUCUUGUUUGUGAAAUGAUCCCAGUGAGCACCUAACGUAUGAUGGCGUUGUGUAAGACAAAGAGUAAGGACCACAUGUUGUAUUGGCAAUGGCACAAUGAAGAAAGCAAGCAAGCAAGCA
Molecule: messenger RNA, 1064 nt
Organism: Salpingoeca rosetta
Lineage: Eukaryota; Choanoflagellata; Craspedida; Salpingoecidae
Exons: 2
Coding region: 147-872 (241 amino acids)
Biological process (GO): protein dephosphorylation; negative regulation of MAPK cascade
Cellular component (GO): cytoplasm
Molecular function (GO): protein tyrosine/threonine phosphatase activity; MAP kinase tyrosine/serine/threonine phosphatase activity
Source: RefSeq, a predicted model, not a curated record